CGCCGCGGCGGGGCCGGAGCCCCGCUCGCACCCGCGGACGCUCAUUCAAAACGCGGCCAGGCUCGAGCGCCGGUAGCCCGGUACCCGUGUCCCCGCUCCGCGCCGCCCGCCCCGGGGCUCUGCGGGGCCGGGCGCUGCCGGCGGGGAUGUCCGGCGGGGCCACGGCCUGAGGCGGCCGCCCGCCCGCCGCCAUGCCGGUGAAGAACCGGUACAACCUGGUGGACGAUGGCUGCGACUCCCGCGUCCCGCUGCACAACGAGGAGGCCUUCCAGCACGGCAUCCACUUCCAGGCCAAGUACAUCGGUAGCUUGGACGUACCCAGGCCCAACAGCCGCGUGGAGAUCGUGGCAGCCAUGAGGAGGAUUCGGUAUGAGUUCAAAGCCAAGAAUAUUAAGAAGAAGAAAGUGAGCAUCAUUGUGUCCGUGGACGGGGUGAAGGUGAUUCUGCGCAAGAAGCAGAAGAGAAAGGAGUGGGCCUGGGACGAGAGCAAGAUGGUGGUGAUGCACGAUCCCGUGUACAGAAUCUUCUACGUGUCUCACGACUCGCAAGACCUGAAAAUAUUUAGUUACAUUGCAAGGGACGGCGCUAACAACUCCUUUAGGUGCAACGUCUUCAAAUCGAAGAAGAAGAGCCAGGCCAUGCGGGUGGUGCGCACGGUGGGACAGGCCUUCGAGGUGUGCCACAAGCUGAGCCUGCAGCACGCCCUGCAGAACGCCGAUGGGCAGGCGGACGGGGCCAGCGACAAGUCGGCCGAGGAGCAGCCUCUGGAAGUUCACCAGAUAAAGAGCUCCAAGGUCACGGAUGUGGACGAGGUUGGCAUCGACUCUGACGGCAUCUGCGUGUCUGAGAGGGGACCCGGAGAGCUGCCCGCGGCCCGGAGUGACCUUGGCAUGCUGAAACCUGGGCAAGCCUCAAAGGAUAAGAACUGCCAGGAUGCUGAGAACUGCUCCCUCCACCCAGCUGGCUCCCAGCAGCUGCUCAGCCCAAGCAGCCCCUGCUCCUCAGCCUCCAUCACCCCGCUGGCCUCCCAGCACUGCCUGCAGCUGCUCCAGCAGCAGCUUCUCCAGCAGCAGCAGCAGACGCAAGUGGCCGUGGCCCAGGUGCAGCUGCUCAAGGACCAACUGGCGGCGGAAACAGCGGCGCGAAUCGAAGCGCAGGCCCGGGUCAGGCAGCUCCUCCUGACCAACCGGGACCUGCUGCAGCACGUCUCCUUGCUGGUGCGGCAGCUGACGGUGCUGGAAGCCCGGGAGCAGCACCGGCAGCCAGUUGACCGCUCCUUGCAAAACCUGUCCCUGGCUCAGUCCCUCUCACUGAACCUGAAGAACCACUACAGCCUGGACGUUCACCUGCCGUCCACCUCCACCCCCGCCAGCAUCCUGGGCAGCCCAGUGGCCCCCGGCUCGCUGCCGGCCCUGGGCCCCGGGGACUCCUACCUCAACCUCAUCGGCCUGGAGAGGGGCGGCCACCGCUACGGCAGCAAGGAGGGGGACGAGUGCCUGGCUGUACUGGAGGGGCAGGAUGGCCUGAGCCGGCGCGUGGAGGGCUCUGAGGUCAGCGAAUUCGCCCUGCUCAAUGGGAGCAGCCGGCAGAAGGUGGACGACACGGACAGAGGGGAAGAGGACAGGCGGCAGCAGCCCAUUCCCAAGCUCAACCCACCACCACCCAUCCUACGCAAAAGGUCAAGCAAAACCUCCCCGAGCCUGGAAACAGAGGUGAAGCCCGAGAAUGGUGCCCAUGUGAGCUUGCCCAGCCCCAGUGUCUCCAGCCUCACCAGCAUCGCUGCCAGCUCACUCACCCUCUUGGACCUUGAGGCAAGGACUCCUGUGUGGAGCACCGCCUCCGACACGGAGCCCAUCCCUGCCAGGACCUGCCAGCACGCUCUGGGCAAGGACAGGGCUGGAGAGAGCGGGCAGAUGUCCCCCCUGGCCAGCAUCCGUGACCCUGCAGCCAGCAAGGCCCCAGCCAAGGACUUGGCAACCCUGGCCAGCCCCACAGACAGCACGCUGCCCUUCUCCCCUGCGGAUGACACCUGUUUGCACAUCAGCUUCUCAGAAGAUGAGCUGCUUGAACCAGAGCUGGACGCUGCUGUGGGGCCCAGCAGGGUCCCCCCUUAGUGGGACCGCAGUGGGUGGCAGCUGGCUGGCAGGCAGACCCAGCAGCGCACGCUGGGCUUGGCAGCCCCUGUGCCCAGGCUGGCAGGCAGAUCCCUUUGCUGUCCCCGUCCCACACAGCAGCUCGCCCUGCCACACACAGGGCUGCCACACAGGAUGUGACAUGGCCAGCCCCUGCCUCCAGCCUGCACCAGCUCACAGUGCCAUCCUGCUGCCCCAUCCUCCUGUCUGCUGCUCGUGUGGACCCUGCUCACGCAGCCCGGUGCUACAUGGGGUCCCUGCCGUUCCCCAUGGGAUGGUCUGGGGGCAGAGACACCCCCAGGACUGCAACAGCGGGAGCCCCAGUUUGGAGGCACAGCACAGAGCUGUGGACACCUGUACACAAGCCGGUCCAUCAGCAACAGCGUGAGCAGGGCUGUGCAGCACAGCCCGUCUGUCACCACACUGCCAUGGGCUGGGUCUCUCCAGCCCAGCCCUGAUUUUGGGACAGCAGCCCCACCACCAUGUCCCCACACAGCGAAGCCACCACUGCCUCCCCAACAGGUGCCUUUUCCCACAGCCCAGCACCCCCUGCGCACACUGGUUGGGGCCGCCCCCCAGAUUCCACUAAUUGGCGCAGGGCUGGCCCUGGGAGCCCACUGCUGCAGUGGGUGACCCCCGGAGGGUGCACCCCAUGUCUUGGGCUCGGGUGGGAAAGCCCUCCUGUGCCUCUACAGGCUGCUGGUGGCCACAGGCAGGAGCUGCUCCGUUGCUCUGAUUUUAGGGUGUAACUGUGGGUUGGAUUUGGUCUGGGAAGUGUGAAUGUGCUGGGAUGAGUUCAGGUUUGAGGAAGAAGCCCAGCCCUGGGUGAAGGGCAAGGCAAACCCUGGUGGUUCCACGUGUCCCCUUCAGCCUGGGCAGGUUUUGGAGAGGGACCAGAGAAUGAUGCUCGUCUACCUUGGUUGUUUGCGAGAGGGCGUUGGGAAAGUGUUGGAGGGUCAAGAUGGGCAAGUGUGGAGUAGAAAUGGAGAUUUGGAGCAGCCACGUUGCCUGUGCCUGGCAUGGUGCUGCUCCCACGGGGGGUGAUGGGACACAGACCCCAGGGCCAGUGCAGCCAUGCCAGAGCUGCCCCAGAGGACAUGGCUAUGGGCUGGUGGCAUCACCGCCGGUGAGCGGGCCUGGGGGCUUGUAAAUCUGCGGCUGGGCUGUCCUGUAGUGCAGUAGAGACAGACUGGCCUGUCUUUAGGAAUACAAUACGCUGCAGUUUGGUAACUGACUUUUAAAGAAAAUAUAAUAAAAGGAGUCUGAUUUGCAGAACAA
Columba livia (rock pigeon) is the source of this 3410-nucleotide messenger RNA. RefSeq names its product carboxyl-terminal PDZ ligand of neuronal nitric oxide synthase protein-like. Bases 192 to 2114 code for a protein of 640 amino acids. The record is from RefSeq and is a predicted model, not a curated record. Gene Ontology annotation, molecular function: nitric-oxide synthase binding. The transcript has 11 exons. Lineage: Eukaryota; Metazoa; Chordata; Aves; Columbiformes; Columbidae.